Paramecium tetraurelia is the source of this 933-nucleotide messenger RNA. RefSeq lists its product as uncharacterized. Lineage: Eukaryota; Ciliophora; Oligohymenophorea; Peniculida; Parameciidae. The record is from RefSeq and is a predicted model, not a curated record. The transcript is spliced from 4 exons.
AUGAAAACAUCUCCUUAAUCAUUUUAAAGGGAAAAUGAAGAAACAGUUUGGCACACCAGGAAAUUGAGACAAGAGACUGAGAAGGAUAUUCAAUUAAUGAAGAAUCGUCUUAAAUUAUUAAAGAGAGGGGAUGCACAGUUAUCUAAGAGAAUUGAUGAAACCAAAAAGAAAACUUAAUCUAUGAUUGACCUAAAGAUGAAUCAUCAUUAGUAGAUUGAACAAAAAAAGCUAACACAAAAAAAUGAUGAAGCAUAAUUAAAGGAGAAAUAGCUAUUAAAUUAUGAUCAAAAGAAACAAUAAGAAGAAUAGCUAGAAAUGAUUAAAAAAGCUAUGGAAUAAAUUAAAUUAGAGGAAUAUAAAAAAAUUAAAGAGUUAUCAAUAAGAAAUGCUGAAAUGAUCAAUAAACAAAAAUAAGAUUUCAUGGUUAAGAACAGGGAAAAAAGAGAACACAUCAAAGAGAUCAUGCAAAAAUCUAAAUCCAAUAUUUCUCUCUAUUGGAAUGAAAAGCUGUCUCACAUUUAAAAAGAAAAUGAAAAAGCCAAAUAGGAAAAUAAAAAAGCUUGUGAAUAAAACAAGGCCUAUUAGGAAAAAAUGGAAAUGGAAGAAUCGUAUAUGAUGCAGAAACUAAUGAGAUCUCAAGAAGUAUAAAAGAAAUUAGCCAUUAAAUUGGAAAAAGCAAAGAAUUUGCCUCAUGAUGAAUUUAAUUAGAUGAUCAAAGAGGAAGAAGACAACUCUAAUAAUAUCAAAACUAAUAAAAGCGCUGAAAUUCCAAGAUGGUUACCAACUCCAGAGAAAGAUUUUGCAAUUAUCCAAGACUUAGACACUGAACCUUAACAAGAUUCAGAUUAAUAGAAAGAUGAUUAAGGAUAGAAGGAUGAUUAAGAAUAGAAGGAUGAUUAAGGAUAGAAAGAUGAUUAAGGAUAGCAAGAAUGA